AUGGUAGGGCUGUAUGAAGGCAAAUACAAGAUACCCGAUUACCAAAACGGUCAUGCCUAUCUGACCUCGCAUCGAAUCUGUUAUGUCGGUGCUUCGGAACCUCGAAAGUAUUCAGUAGCCAUUGACCUAAAAGAAGUGGAUCGGGUUGAAUAUCAGGCGGGUUUCCUGAGAUCAUCGCCAAAGGUAGCAAUAUACCCAAAAACUCUUAAAAAGCAUACAGGGCCCAGUGCGGCUAGGGCGAUCGCACAUGCACCGUUGCCCACGUAUUCAGCCUCGCAGAGAGCUGCGAGUCCGUCAUCAGAAGCAUUUUCACCUAUAUCCGCAAGUGCAACUUGGGUCUGCCCAAUAUGUACCUUUUCUAAUCCCGUUCCUUCGAAUUUUGAUCCGUCUACUGCCACAGCGUCCACUCCCCUUCCACCAUGCUUAGCUUGCGGGAUCAAACCGCCUCUCACGGUCAUUCUCAAAGCUGCUAUCGCAUCGGCAGCAAACCGUGGCGUCUUGACAACGCCGUUACCCUUACCUACCCCAGCUCGACAGCGGCUUGAUACAGCUGGAUUAGACAGCAUUCGCGACGGCCACUUGUCUUCCGGACCCGCAAACCAAGGCCAUAUAACGACAUGCCCGCGAUGUACCUUUGCCAAUCAUCCUUCGCUUUUGGAAUGCGAAAUGUGUGGUUCGUCUCUGAAGCGACUUAACAACGCUACUCCCGAUCGAUCAGAUUCGCCGGCCUCAUUGUUCCUUACCUCUCAGUUAGAAAAUACAGAAAUAAAUGAGAGUAUGAAACUUUCUUUCCGCGGUGGUGGAGAAAAGAUCUUCCACGAGAGACUUAACGACGCCCUAGUCCAAAGGAAGUGGCUCCUCCAUGAUGCCCCUCCGAUUCCUCAGGCACCAUCUACUGCAUCACAAGCUGCGUCUAACACUGAAAGCGGUUCAAGUCCUACCAUGGAGGGGUCAACCCGCUUGGGCGGCGUUGGGAUUGCAGGGCUCGAGCGUCGUGGUUUUCAAACGAGAAAGAAGAACGAAGCAGUGAUUGGGAGUGCUUUUGAAGAUUUAGAAGCAUUGAUGGCAUCGGCUAAAGAAAUUGUUGCUUUGGCUGAAACCCUCGCCGCUGAAGCCGGUACGAAAUCGAAUGAUCCUUCGGUCGAAGCUAAUACCGUCAUUUCGCAAUCUGCUGCAGCGCUCGGGAUGAUAACAACAAAGGAUAUGCUUGGCGCUGGAAGUAGCUCUGAAAAUCUGUAUCUUUCUGAAUUGUCACGCAAUCUGGCCGAAUAUUUGACGGAUGAUCGCGAGAGUGUGCUUCGUCGUGAAGGCGGUAUUAUCAGCCUUAUAGAUCUCUGGGCUGUUUUUAAUCGUCGGCGGAAUGGUGUUGAACUUAUUAGUCCGUCUGACUUUUACAAGGCGACAGAACUAUGGGAGAAGCUCAAACUUCCUGUGCGUCUACGCCGAUUUAAAAGCGGGUUGCUGGUCGUACAACCACAUGAUUGGACGGACGAAAGAUGCAUCAGGCUGUUGGAAUCAUGGCUCAACGAGCUUCAGACACAGCCUCCUGCAGUAGAGGUUUACUGGGAUUGGACAACUUAUGGCAGGGGAGUGACGGCGCAAGAGGCAGCCCAGCGCUUUGGGUGGAGUGUCGGGGUCGCCGCUGAAGAGCUUGAAAUGGCCGAGGAUCGAGGUGUUCUUUGUCGUGAAGAGGGAAUCGAAGGCACUCGGUUCUGGAGAAACCAUUUAUGCUCUGGCAAUGAAGGGGAAACUAAAGCCCACAAUAUCAUGGGGUUGUUGGCGACUGAGCCUAUCUUGCAGAAUGCUACCGUCCGGCCGCUGUGGGCAUUAUCCCAUGGCCGUGUUGUGCUCAACCCAGCUUGCACUGCACGACACGAUCCCCUCAAGAAACACCGGCGGACAAUAGGAUGGUAUAAACGUGGUGGUGGCGGUGACUGGUAUUCUCGGGUCGAAGCAAAAUUGCAAAGACCUAUUGAGAAAGCAAACCAUGCGCCUCAUGGGGUGCGCCCACGAUCGGGAGGGUGCCGCUCGCGUGGCGGAAACAUCUGGGGCUGGCCUCGAUUCGGCACGUCAAAAUUCGAUAAAGAGAAGAAACUCGCUAAUGGCUGGUCAGCUUGGGAAUGGGAUCACUCCGCAUGGGAGAAAACCUUUUCUGCUGAACAAGAACGUUUUGAACGAGAGUUUGAAGAUCUCAAACGCCAAAUCGAUGCGGAUCCGUAUGGUGCGCUUUUCGGGGAACGCCUACGACGGUUACGUCCUUUUUCGCAUGGCCCAAAGGACGCAAGUCUCUCUUCGUUUUUUAGGUACAUUUUUGGGAUUGAUAACAGUGCAGCUUCAACUGGAAGAUGUUCCGCAGAUGAAGAUACUACUGCAUCAAAAAGGACGACUCGGAUGCAGAGGGACCUAACUUCAAAUUCACGCAAAGAGCCUAAGUUUCAGUUUGACCCUGUAAGUGGCCGGAUGAUACCAAAAAGCAUUGGAAAUACCAUUCUGGACAAGGAAUCCCUUGAAGCAGCGGUAAAUGACGUUGUUGAUAUUCCUCGCCCGAAUUCUGGGUCAAAACUGCCAAAUGAUAACAAAGAACGGCAUUCCUCGAUGGAAAUGUCUGAGCCGUCCGGUGCACUGGACCAAGAUCACAGCAAGACGCCCAUAGGUAUGAGGCAGCGGGGAAACCAAACUGAUGACCUCCCUGAUUUACACUCCAUAAACGGAGCUUUAGGCCAACAGAGUAAAGAUGGCGUAUGGUUGAUGGGUGGUCCACAGACGAACAAUACCGGCCCAAUCUUCACGACUAGGGGUACUUCUUACGCUGAAGACAAGGAACCAAGUGAUGCAUUUGCUUCACCUGUGCGCUCCGCUCAGUCGCUUUUUGCGAACUUUAAAGACUAUCUUUCCCCCAAACACGAGACACACAGGCAUCAAUCCACCAUGGAAAAUACGUCGGGCUCUGAAGAAAGCCAUUCCGGGGAGGCCCUCCGCAAAGGGCCGACUGUUUCUCAUAAUGCUCUAUACACCGAUCCGGAAAGACUCAAUAUUGAAACAUUACGUGCUAAUGAUGUCCGCGCAGCCUUUGAGCAGCGAAAGUCAGAGCUUGAAGCUCAGACAUGGGAAUCAAGGGCUGAUAUUGAAGCUGAUUCGCAACCUCUCAGGACAUCGGAAGCACAUGGAAUCCAAAGUGAAACAGUCAGUACGAGUCAUUGUGCUACGCCUCCUGUUACCAGUGCCGUUAGCGAUCAUACUAUUCGAGACAAUGAUGAAAAUCUUGUUAAAGAGAUUCGAACGAUCUACGAAAACGCCUACGGUAAGAUUGUUACGACACAGGGCGAAGCCCCUGGAGUUACUGGAACGGGCAGCCUUUCGUCUACUACGAGUGUCGAACAAUCAAAGGAGAGUGAAUUCAUUGAAAACUUACAAGCGCGCAUCUCCGCUCUGCUGUCGAAGGCUAGUGCGACUUUGGAUGAAGUUAGAAGCACCAACGAUGCUAUCAAAACCUCGUUGCAAGAUGCGUUCAAGAGUGCGACUGACUCCCAGUCAAAUAGCUUGACAGAUUACAGAGUACUUGCGUAUGACUCUUCAAACAUGCAAAUCCGAGAUGCCGGCAUCACGUCAACCUUCCCUCCCUCUUUCACACCUUUGCAUCCCAUUGAAGCUCUAUCUCGACUGAACACGCCAUCUAAAUUUCUCGGAUUUUUCCCUGCAUUGGCGGCACAAGGCUUCGAGAUUUAUUCUGCAAGUGGUGACGUACUCGUUUUCAAGAAAACACGAGAAGGCGGUUUUGAGGUAGCCACGAAAAACGAGGUUGAUACACCUGGUUCCUCUGCUAGUGAGUCUGUACAUUCACCGAGACAAGCUGCCGAACUGGAGGAGGAAGCUAUCGACGAGGUUGAAAACUACACAACUGGCUCCGGAACGAAAACGAAUCCCACGACGCGUCAACAGGAGAAACCCGCGACUUCCAAACAGCCCGAGCACUCACCGAGAGAAGCUGCACGUCUUGAAGAGGAGUCCAUUCAGGACUUUGAAGCCCAGAAGAGCAAAUCGCCGUCCAGUUCGACCAACGUGAAACCCUCUGCGGCUCAGAUUGAUACCGCUGCCGAUCCCUCCCAACAAUCCGUCCAUUCCCCAAAACAAGCUGCUCGGCAGGAACAAGAAUCAAUUGAAGACUUUGAAAGUACUGAUAACAGUCUUCGAUCCACAGGCUUGCAUAGUCAGUCGCCAACGCCUGUUACAGUUCGGCGGCAAGAGACCCAUUUCACAGGUGGGCCACCAAACUGGUCUCCGUACGACCCAAAUGCAGAACCCAAGGCUUCGUUGCCUCGUGAUGAGGGAAGAGUUGAGAAAAAAGGGGGAUUCUUAUCCUCCCUUCGCAAGGCCUUUCGCCGCGCGUUGCUCACUGGGGUGGCUACGGGGGCGACUUUCUAUGCGAUUGGCGUUGUCGCAGAGUAUUUUAGGACUGGAGGCCAGGAUGGACUGGGUCCAAGAGGAUUCACCGGCCUUGAAGGCAGUCUGGGGUGCACAUGGCUGACGCCUCCUCCAGCCUUGUAUGAAGGACAUGGUGACAUCGCCGCUCCUCCAAUAUUAUUGGAGCUCUCCUCUCCUAAAGAUAACGUCCCAAUUUUGAGAAAUCUUGGAGAUUCGUAUACAUCUUUCGCUAGGCCCUGCAAAGCCAACGUUUCUGGACAACCACCAAGCGGGAGAAGCCUUUUGGACCAGGCACAUCCGCGGAAGUCCGAUCUUCUCCGCUUCCCCUGA
This is a messenger RNA of Uncinocarpus reesii 1704, 4752 nucleotides long. RefSeq lists its product as uncharacterized. The transcript is spliced from 6 exons. Lineage: Eukaryota; Fungi; Ascomycota; Eurotiomycetes; Onygenales; Onygenaceae. The record is from RefSeq and is a predicted model, not a curated record. The coding region runs from base 1 to 4752 and encodes 1583 amino acids. Gene Ontology annotation, molecular function: phosphatidylinositol-3-phosphate binding; ubiquitin binding. Gene Ontology annotation, cellular component: ESCRT II complex; late endosome membrane. Gene Ontology annotation, biological process: protein transport to vacuole involved in ubiquitin-dependent protein catabolic process via the multivesicular body sorting pathway.